Molecule: messenger RNA, 4109 nt
Organism: Exaiptasia diaphana
Lineage: Eukaryota; Metazoa; Cnidaria; Anthozoa; Actiniaria; Aiptasiidae
Product: ras GTPase-activating protein nGAP
Exons: 20
Coding region: 901-4053 (1050 amino acids)
Biological process (GO): regulation of GTPase activity
Source: RefSeq, a predicted model, not a curated record
CGUUUCAUAAUUUAGGAAGCAAGCUACAUACAAGAUACAGCUAACUAAUACAAUCGUUAUCAUAGAUUUAAUAUCGAGGCAACUGCGGUGACAACUGAGCAGAUACGUUUUGCUUGCUUGUUAUCUCGAUAACAUUAUCAACAAAAAUGAUGGUUUACAAGUUUUUAAGAUUGUUUGUUUUACUUUCAAACUCAUCGCCACAGCCCUUCUUAUGGAGUCCAAUAAUCUAGUUUUUUUCAUUUUCAUUUAUUUUUCAUUGAAACUGAACAUCAGAAAGCUUGCUUUGAUUACUUUUUUAGGUACUUCCUCGUUUUCGGAAGGUUUUCUUUUUCGUGAGGUUCGGGCAAUGGAUGAUUUAUUUUAACUAGAUUAUAAAUGCUUAUCAAUUGUUGAUGAUUUGUUUCUGCACUGACUGUGCUUGAGAUAUGACAAGGUAGCUCAAGGAGAUCAAGGAAACUAGUGCUGCUUGUGACGAAUCUUGAAAAAAUAAUUAAUAAACAAAGGAAUAGAAAAGAAGAAAUAAAAAGAAAACAAAUAAAUGAACAUGGUAAAAUGAUUACAAUUUGAUGUUGAGCUGAUCUGGCACAUCCUUAUCAGAGAUUGUGUGACGAACCAGGGUUCACGUUACACACCUUCUGUCCACUCCAAUCGAACGCGUGCAGAAAUCCAAUUGUCAUUAUCGAAACUUUGUUCAAGCUCCAUUAAGCAAGCACAACAGUCAUAUAAUAAUAUGCUUGUAGUAGGCUGAGUAUUCACUAUGGAUUCACACCUACAGAGAAAUACAAAAAACAAACCUUGAGGUGAAAUCAACCAAGUCAUGUGAUCGAAUCGAAUAACUGAUCGAUUAAAUAUUCGAUUGUAUAUUACUCCUGAUCAAGAAGCGUUCCGCAGCCGUGGACGAUGAAUUUCAAUCGUCUUGGAGCACGCUUUUUUGCGGGACGGCGGAAAGGGCUGAGGAGGCGAUCGAGUUUAUACGAACUGUCGCGAAGUUCGGAUUCUAUGGACCUUUCGGUGUCAGGCAAAGUCAGCGUGCGGUCAAUCCAUCCCAGCAUCCUCCACAGGCAGUUCUGUUUUCAGGUCAUGUCGCCGAACGAGGUCAAGUAUUUUUCUUGUCGAAGUGCUGACGAACUGAAUAAAUGGAUCAAUAGUAUUAAAAAGUCAAUUCAACCUUCGCGCGAUAAGCAACACAGGACAGAUGUUGGAAUGACGCUGUGGAUCCUGGACGCCAAGGGCUUGACUAUCAAAACAAAGAAAAGGUACUAUUGCGARGUUCUUCUUGACAAGAACCUGUUUUCAAGGACAACUGCCAAGACUAAAACUGAAAGCAUUUUCUGGGGAGAAAGUUUUGUUUUUGAUGAUCUGCCAGACUUUGCGAAACUCACGGUAAAUAUUUACAAAGAUAGUGAUUCGAAGAACAAGAAAGGCAAAAGAAAAAUUAUCGGUAGCGUCGAUGUCCUCGUCGAGGAUCUGGACAAUAACCAAGAAACUGAAAAAUGGUUUCCUGUCACCUUGACAACCAGUAAGGCAGCCAAUGGCGAAACGCCUAGUAUUCGACUGAAAAUCAAGUACCAGAGGGUUUGUGUUCUACCAAUAAAGGCUUAUAGUGAAAUAUUAUCGUACAUUAAAGACAACUAUAUGUCUCUGUGUGAUACGAUGGAGUCGGCUGUCAGCUCGAAAGUUAAGGAUGAGAUAGCUGGUGUCAUUCUUCGAGUUUUGGAGCCMAUCGGCAAAGCAAGAGAAUUCUUGGUGAAUAUCGUCAUGAAUGAAGUCAACAAACUCGCGGACGAAAAUUUGAUAUUCCGGGGAAACUCUUUUGCCACCAAAGCAAUGGAUACCUACAUGAAAAUGGUUGGAGAAUCGUAUUUGCAAGAAACUCUGGGUAAUUUUAUUGUGUCUGUUUACAACACAAACGAAGACUGCGAGGUGGAUCCGUCUAAGUCAUCUACAGGAAAUUUAGAAGGAAAGAGAGACAGUUUGAAGUCAUUCGUCGAGAAAGCUUGGCUAAACAUUGUGAACUCAUCCCAGUAUUUUCCGAGAGAUCUGCAAGAGACCUUUUAUAAGUUCCAAGAACGUUGCGCCAACAGAAACAAAGAAUUGAGCAAUAAUUUAAUAAGCUCGUCUAUUUUUCUACGGUUCUUAUGCCCCGCCAUCUUAUCACCAAGUUUGUUYCAUUUAGUCCAAGAGUAUCCCAACGAGAARACUUCAAGAACCCUGACUCUUAUCGCUAAAGUCAUUCAAAACUUAGCGAAUUUUACAAGGUUUGGAGGCAAAGAGGAGUACAUGGGAUUCAUGAACGAGUUUGUGGAAAACAAUUUCGAACAAAUGAAGAACUUUUUGGAAACCAUUUCGGCUCAACCAGAGGGACGAGAAAACCGUUUUGACGCUGGUAUAGACCAUGGCAGAGAACUCAGCGUGCUUUACACAACACUUAAGGAACAAAUGAGCAAACUCGACCAGGGAUCGAAAGACAAACUGGGAUCUCUCCAAGUUGUUCUUGAUACAUUAGAAGAUGCUUAUAAAGAAUUCAAUGCCGACGAAAUUGACUCGGCACCACCAMGAAAAUGGGCUUCGUCGUCAGAUCUGAUUAACGAAGAGARCAACGAUAUCACAUUAACACCUGUACACAAACACAAUAAGCGACCCGACGACUCUCCGACUCCAAGCCGAAAAACGCCCGAKUAUCGGCCGAACACACGAAAAUCACMACGAAUUCUCCCRACUCCGGGCCAUUUAGUCGUCGAUCCUAAAGAUAUCAUCGUAGCAUCUCCGUACGAUCUCGAGAAUCGUCGGUUUUCAUCUCCCUUGUUAGGCAUUGAUCACGAGAAAGAGGAUUUGUCGUCGACUAUCAGUUCGUCACAUCUUCGGCGUCAUUCGUACUUGAAUGCUGUAAACGACGAGAUAGCGACUCCACGAAGGUUUACCGAAACCAACGCGAUAAUAGAACAGAAAGUUCGGAAGAUGAAGUUGGAUUCUCAAAAUUCAUAUAAUAGARGUARYAGUGAUGCRGAGAGUCACGACACGUUUUCUAGUGGAGAAGGCGUUCGCAGUCUCUCWAAACUUGAACUUUCACGUCAUUUAUCAGAAGUACCCGGCAAACUUUCGCGUCAGCGACCCUGGUCACUAGCGAUUGACACGCCCACUAGAGGCCUGGAGACUACCCCAAGGACAAGGACGUCACCAGUGAUAACGGACCGUUCGCGUACUUUACAGCCGAGCACCAGUUCACCAAGGACCUCACGAAAAGCGUCCCCUUUGGCGAUCAUUGAUAGUAUAACAAGAGGACCAACCGAGAGGGACUCGGAUCAUAGCUCCCCCGCGUCGUCACCAAUACCACAGCGAAGAACUCCACAGCCAUCUCCGAGAUUGCUCCGAGUCAACUCCGAGCACAAAAACUCCCCCAAGAAUAUAGCUCGUACUCCAUCGGCAACGAGUAGUAGUUCGAGUGGGAGUAGUGGGAGUUGGAGAAGUUCUAGUUUUGGUAGUGGUAGCAUUGAGAGAGGACGAAGAAGACAUGUUCUUCCGUCGACACCAGGUCGACAAUCGCCACGCAGAGAUUCGAAUUCAACCACAGGGUCAAAAACAGAGGAAAACAAUMGAGAUAACAGUGUAUCUGGACCAAAUCGAUCAAACGAGGAAAUAAUAAAGGAAUUAUCCCGCGAACUCCAGGAAACCAAAAAAUCACUGGCUUCUACGCAUGAACAGCUUAUUCUACAGGAGUCYAGUACCCAUGUUCUUGCAGCAUCAUUCAAGGAACGCCUUGCAGCAACGGAAGAAAGUCUCAAAAAGAUGCGCGAAGAAAGAGAAAAGGAGGUGAAAGAUUUGCUAGAUAGGCUUGUCAAUAUGGAGAACGAACUGGCAAAAGAGCGAGAAGAGAUGCAAGAGAUGCURCAAGCRAAGCAAGUUAUCAUUGAAGCGCAAGAGAAACGAAUUAAGUCACUCGACGCGACUAAUUCGCGACUUGUAGCGACACUUAAUCAAAUGAARRCAAGAGAYAAAAUSAAAGUUAAUCURGACAAACUGGAAAUCGGGGAAGGUGCUGAUGAAUUUGUGUGAUAAURUUAAAGGUUUCGUGUGUUSACUUACAAUCAUGAGAUUUUGAACGAAAGUGC